AUGUUGCUCACCUUCGCGACAUCGGCAUCCGCACAGCAGUUUGUGGACAUGUUCCGGACAUCGGCAGAGUCGCUACCCGUUCAACUUAAGGUGAAAGAGGACAAGCGAGAUUCCAUCAACCGCGGUUUAAUCACAGCUCUCGGUCUUGGUGCCUCUCGAAAAAUUGUGGUCGAAAUGGAUCAGGGUCACCUACGGGAUUGGGACGAACACGUGAAAGCCUACGGAGCUGUAAGACGACUUUCGGCACAUUGGUCAGCUGUGUCAUCUCGGGGCGAGGCGACCUACGAAUUUGAUAGUCUGUUCAAAGCAAUGAGGGCUAUCUUUGUUCUAGCGAAGGGCGGAAAACGCUUGCCUCAGUUUCGGGGCGUCCGGCUCAAUUUUUAUGGUGCCAAGCAUCUAGAUCCUGUCGAAAUAAUGUGUCGGCGGUGACAAACUGGCGACACAAUUUAUUUGAGGAGCGCUCUUGGAAAUGUGAUCGUCGAGACCCAGGCUUCACAGCUUUAAAUUGACAGCUUCGUUGCGAGGAAGGUCAGGUUACAGUUGCCACUAAGUGUCCUCGCCUUGCAGGAUAUACAACAUGUUUGAUAUACUUGCAAAAGAGAGAAAUGCAAGUAUAUAUUGUCUUCUGUCUGAAAUAAGGCAUGAUGUUUUGAAGCAGACUUCUCAGACUCACAAACCGAAGACGGUACUAAUCGAUACCUCCAUGGCAUGAAAGCAGGGAAUUGCACACUACUUGGAAAUCUGCCACCUCUCUCUGAAACAGAUCCUGGC
This is a messenger RNA of Guyanagaster necrorhizus, 771 nucleotides long. RefSeq lists its product as uncharacterized. Lineage: Eukaryota; Fungi; Basidiomycota; Agaricomycetes; Agaricales; Physalacriaceae. The transcript has 3 exons. The coding region runs from base 1 to 429 and encodes 142 amino acids. The record is from RefSeq and is a predicted model, not a curated record.